AUGCCACCUCGCACACGAACACAGUCCUCGGGCGCGACGUCGGCACGCUCGACGCGCUCAGGUGCCUCCCGCCGCUCGGGCGAGUCGACGGACGCGUCAUCCGUCGACCUGAGCGCGUCAACGCGUGCUUCGUCCGUCUCUGUGUCGGCGUCUGCAUCAGGGUCGGCCUCUGGCUUCAACAGCUACGGCUCCUCGCCGACACCCACAGAAGGCGCGCCGCUCGUGCCGACGACAACGCCCGUCGACAUGGGCCUCGCUUUCGGCUCGGGCUCUGGCGGUGCCUCCCUCGACGCGCUCUACGCGCCAACAGCCACCUACGUCAACCUCGUGCACAUGGACCAGAUGGCGCAGUACCUGCAGGCGCCCGAGACGCAGCAGAGCCUCGACACGCUGCUGGCCGUUGUGAAGGUGCGGACGGGGAAGAACGAUGACAACGACGACGACGACGACGACGACACGCCAGACUAUCAUACGGCCCUCGACGAGCUGGACUACCUCGAGGGCUUGUUCAAGAAGCUGCGCUUCUCGUACAAGGAGCAGUUGACAAAAGAGACGGUCGUGCGGCGGAUUCUGGAGCUCGAGCUGCCGCUGCUGACCGCCGCCGACAUCGACCGCAUCGUGCAGAGCACCGAAGCCGAGCGGCAGCGGCUGCGCCAGAUCAAGAGCAACGGCCGCGAACAGGGCGCUGCGGCCGAGCGCCUGGUCCGCGACCUGGCGGCCGAGCAGCGGUACCUGGAGAUGGCGGAAGCCGAGACAAUACGCCUGCCGGACCGCGUGCUGCGGCUGAGGCACCGGCUGGCACGCCUGAAACUGGCGCUGCGUGCCGAACUGGACGCGAUCGACCGGGUUAGUUCGGGUGGUGGAGGUGGUGGGAGGACCGCCCCGCCUGCAGCCUUCAGCUAUCCGUGCACCACGUGCGGCCGCAGCUUCUACUCGGAGGCGUUCCACCAGCUGCACCAGGCCAUGCACGGCUUGGAGAAGGGCCCGAGCGCCUCCAAGAACGAGGCGACCGACGUUGUCGAUUUUGGCGACGAGGCCGCAGCAGCAGCGGCCACGUCUGCGACGGCCAUGCGGCGGUGCCACGGCUGCAGCCAGAUGGUGCCGGCCCUGUUUCUGGACAGCGCGCCGCCCAAGGGCGAGUCGCACAAGGCCUUCCACGUGCGCAUCCAAAAGGCCACGGCCGAGGCACACCAGCAGCUGGCGGCCGCCUCGACAACGUCGGCAUCGACACCGGGCCAUGCGAUUGUGACGGACACUGGCAAUGGCAGCAGGCUCGACCUCACACCGCAGGCCGAGACCGAAGAGGCCGUACGCCAGCUCCAGCGCAGCGAAGCGGACUUGGCAGCCCUGGAGAAGCGCGUUCGGGCCGAGGCCGAGCGGCAGACAGCAAUUGAGGGCGAGAUGACGCAGUCGCUGCAGCACUUGCGUGAGUCGGUGGGCAGCAUCCGGCUCGAGAUGGCGCGCAUCGAGCAGGAGGCCGACCGCAUGGUGCAGUACAUUGAAGAGGGUCGAACUUACUUGGGGCGGUCACUGCAAGAGCAGACAGAUUUGUUUGAUGUAUUGUUGUUGGGCGAAAAUGACGAGGAUGACGACGGGGAUAGUGAUGAAGAGAUGCAGGACUAG
Sporothrix schenckii 1099-18 is the source of this 1623-nucleotide messenger RNA. RefSeq lists its product as uncharacterized. Lineage: Eukaryota; Fungi; Ascomycota; Sordariomycetes; Ophiostomatales; Ophiostomataceae. The record is from RefSeq and is a predicted model, not a curated record. The coding region runs from base 1 to 1623 and encodes 540 amino acids. The transcript has a single exon. Gene Ontology annotation, cellular component: kinetochore. Gene Ontology annotation, biological process: protein localization to kinetochore; attachment of mitotic spindle microtubules to kinetochore; kinetochore assembly.